Molecule: messenger RNA, 1267 nt
Organism: Parathielavia appendiculata
Lineage: Eukaryota; Fungi; Ascomycota; Sordariomycetes; Sordariales; Chaetomiaceae
Product: SH3-domain-containing protein
Exons: 2
Coding region: 197-970 (257 amino acids)
Biological process (GO): protein transport to vacuole involved in ubiquitin-dependent protein catabolic process via the multivesicular body sorting pathway
Cellular component (GO): ESCRT-0 complex
Molecular function (GO): protein binding
Source: RefSeq, a predicted model, not a curated record
CUCUCAGCAGAAUCACAUCCUCCGCCUGAAUUCAACCUCGACCGACCGCAGCCAUCUCCGACUUUUGUUCUACUACAUUUCCAAUCCCGCAUCAGUGAUAGCUGGCGUUCCUUGGCCUCGAUUCUACUUUGCGACGUAUUUUUUUUCGCUCUCAUCGCGAGGCAUUACAGCACUCAGGAAAACCAAGCAGUUCAAGAUGGUAUCAGAAGACCGGCAACGGAUCAUCGAGACCAACCGGUCUCUCCGUCUGAUUAAGAACGAACUCGAGUCCCUCCUCGAGAAAGGCGUCAUCACUGAUUCCGCCUUCGACUCCAUCAGCGCCCUGCUCCCAGCCGAGUCCCCUCUCUCCGGCGGCCCAGUAGCAGCAGCCCGCACCGACAACGCCAAUUCUUCUCUCCCCACGCCUUCCCCGUCCAACCCGUCACCUGCUCCCGCCGUCUCCCCGCCAACCUACGCCCAGUCCACCGCCCCCCCGCCGUCCCUGCCCGUCCGCAACAACCCACCUCCCCCGCCCGCGGACAGCAGGCCCAUCCUGACGCACGCGCGCGGCCUGUACCGCUACGCGGGCACCGACGCGCGCGACGUGUCGUUCGAGCGCGACGACCGCAUCGCCGUGCUCGAGUACAUGAACGCGGACUGGUGGAUGGGGCGAAACCUGCGGACGGGCCAGGAGGGGAUUUUCCCGCGGAGUUAUGUCGUCGAGGAGCAGCAGAGCCAAGAAAAGAUGCCGGUGGCGGGGUACCCGCAGCAGCCGCAGUAUGCUGCUCCUGCAUCAGGGCAUUAUCCGAUCGCGCCGGUGCCGGUGGGUGGGUACGGGCAGCAGCAGCAGCAGCAGCAGGAGAGCGGAGGGGGAGGGGGGAGCAGCAAGAUUGAGGAGCACGGCAAGAAGUUUGGCAAGAAGCUGGGGAAUGCGGCGAUCUUUGGCGCGGGCGCGACGAUUGGGAGUAAUAUUGUUAAUUCCAUCUUUUAAAAGAGCGCAGGGGACUGUUGGUUAGCGGGGGUUGGCGCAAGGAGACCGGGGAGGCUGGCUGGGGACAUGGGAGGGGUUAGAUUUGGAAUGCGUUCGUCCGUCCAGCCCUUAUGGACGGCAAGGGGUCUCUUUUCCCCAGCUGUCAGCGUGAGCCUUAUCAUUCACGACUUGCAGGCUGUUUUUUUUCCCACGGCACGACGGGCCGGAUAGGUUUACUGAUAACUGACUGAGCGUUACUCUGGGGUUUUCCUUUUAGCUAACAAUGACGGUCUGCCAUGACUGACAGAAUUGAGCGCA